This is a messenger RNA of Paraglomus occultum, 1368 nucleotides long. NCBI's taxonomy places the organism in Eukaryota, Fungi, Glomeromycota, Glomeromycetes, Paraglomerales, Paraglomeraceae. The record is from the annotation of a GenBank genome assembly.
AUGGGUGGAGUGGAGAGUCAUCUCUAUCAAUUGUCACAGAGACUAAUUCAACGAGGUCACAAGGUCAUUAUUAUAACACAUUCGUAUGGCAACCGAACAGGUGUCCGAUAUCUUACCAACGGAUUAAAAGUAUACUAUGUACCAAUUAUGGUUAUCUACUCGGAAGCUACCCUUCCAACAAUUUAUGGAUUCUUUCCAAUUUUUCGGAAUAUAGUAAUACGUGAGGAGAUAAACAUCGUACAUGGACAUCAAGCCUUUUCGUCAUUAUGUCAUGAAGCAAUUUUGCAUGCAAGGACAAUGGGAAUGAAGGCUUGCUUUACAGAUCAUAGUUUAUUUGGCUUUGCUGAUGCUAGCAGUAUUUUAACAAACAAGUUGUUAAAGUGGACACUGAGUGAUAUAGACCACGUUAUUUGUGUGAGUCAUACAAGGUAUGGAAUACUAGAGAUACGUGCUUGUUCAGAUAAUGCAUCAGAUUCGUAUAACAAGUGCCAAUUUUCAUCAAGUAAAGAAAAUACAGUCCUGAGAGCAGCACUAAAUCCACAAAUGGUGUCAGUUAUACCGAAUGCUGUAGUUGCAUCUCAGUUUAAACCCGACCCGGCGGCACAAGACCAGAAUUUUAUCACAAUAGUAGUUGCUAGCCGUUUAGUUUACAGAAAGGGCAUGGAUCUUUUGGUUGCUGCAAUCCCAAGAAUCUGUCACGAAAACCCUAAAGUCCGUUUUAUCAUCGGUGGCGAUGGACCAAAAAGGAUUGAUCUGGAGCAAAUGAGAGAAAAAUAUUUGUUACAUGACAGAGUAGAGCUUCUUGGGACUGUUAUGCAGCACGAAGUGAGAAAUGUAUUGACAAAGGGACACAUUUUCCUGAACACCAGUUUGACUGAAGCCUUUUGCAUUGGCAUAGUGGAGGCUGCAUGCUGUGGGUUAUUAGUAGUAAGUACAAAAGUGGGAGGAGUUCCAGAGGUGUUGCCUAGGCAUAUGAUUAUAUUUGCAAAGCCUGAAGAAGAUGAUUUAGUAAAUGCAGUGGCAAAUGCCAUUUCGAAGAUCAAAUUGAAGAAAGUUAUCCCUGCAAAAUUUCAUGAUGAAAUCAAAGAAAUGUAUAGUUGGGUAAAUGUUGCUGAGAGGACAGAGAAGGUUUAUAAUACAAUAUGGAAAAUGAAAAAUCCUCCGUUAAUUGAGAGAUUGAGAAGAUAUUAUGGUUGUGGUUUAUGGGCCGGGAAACUGUUUUGUAUUCUUAUGGCGUUGGAUUACCUCAUAUGGAUAUUUUUGGAAUGGGUUGCUCCUCGUGAAAGUAUUGAAAUUGCCCCAGCAUUCUCAUAUAAGAAAUACAGAAAGAUGUGUCAAAUGGCUGACAAAGAUGUUGAUGAUUCAUGA